Drosophila ficusphila is the source of this 970-nucleotide messenger RNA. RefSeq names its product RWD domain-containing protein 1. Gene Ontology annotation, molecular function: protein binding. The record is from RefSeq and is a predicted model, not a curated record. Gene Ontology annotation, biological process: cytoplasmic translation. The coding region runs from base 154 to 888 and encodes 244 amino acids. Lineage: Eukaryota; Metazoa; Arthropoda; Insecta; Diptera; Drosophilidae. The transcript is spliced from 3 exons.
AAAAGUGGCAACCCUACCGAAACAUAUGUUCUUUCAUGCUAAAGUGGCUUGGCAUCUGUUUGCUUGUUGAGUCUGACCGUGCAUUAAGCAUCAUCAGCAAGUAACCUCAAAGCGGCGACUUAUUUACUCUUACUUAUUUGUUAAACUCGCACAAUGAGUCGGAACUACAAGGAAGACCAGACUAACGAGGUCGAGGCGCUGGACUCCAUAUAUUGCGGCGAAAUGGAAAUUCUCGCCACGGAGCCCUUUCACAAAUUCCAAAUUCCGAUUGCCACGGAGGAGUACAACCCGGAGGAACCAGAAAAUGGAUUGUCCUGCAAACUGGUAUUCACAUACACAGCGAACUAUCCGGAUGGUGCACCUGUGGUGGAAAUCGAGGAGCCCGAAAACUUUGAGGACUCCUUUGACAAACGCCUGCUGGAACACCUGCAAAAGACAAUCGAGGAGAAUCUGGGCAUGGAAAUGAUCUUCUCGCUAGUCAGCAGCGCUCAGGAGUGGCUGAACGAGCGGUGGGACGAGCACAAGUUUCACCAGGAGGAGCUGCGGGAGCAAAAGCUUCGGGAGGUCGAGGAGGAGGAGCGCAAGAAAUUCGAGGGCACCCGGGUGACGGUAGAGUCCUUUAUGACGUGGAAACUAGACUUCGAGGAGAGCACUGGCAUUGCGGCCAAGCGGGAGAAGAACAAUGUGUCCAAAAAGCAGACCGGACGCGAACUGUUCAUGUGCGACAACUCGCUCAAUGAUUCGGACAUCAAGUUCCUUCUAGAGGCGGGUGAAAAUAUCGAGAAUGUCAAAAUCGAUGAGGCCCUGUUCCAGGAUCUCGGCGAACUAGAUUUGGAUGAUGAUGACGAUGAGGAUUGGGUGCCCGGGGCCGACGACGACGAUGACUAAGCUAUAGAUUGAAAAAUGCUUCUCAAAGGCAUAUUCGUGUGUAUUGUAAAUAACAUUAAAUGCCAACACUUUAUUAAUCUAA